This is a messenger RNA of Cervus elaphus (red deer), 1084 nucleotides long. RefSeq names its product keratin-associated protein 10-8-like. Gene Ontology annotation, cellular component: keratin filament. Bases 55 to 750 code for a protein of 231 amino acids. The record is from RefSeq and is a predicted model, not a curated record. NCBI's taxonomy places the organism in Eukaryota, Metazoa, Chordata, Mammalia, Artiodactyla, Cervidae. The transcript has 4 exons.
CACACACUCACUCACACUCACAUCCUCACCCUCCUCUGGCCCCACAACCCCACCAUGGCUUUCUCCACCCUGUCUGCCUGUUCCAGCGACCUGAGCUACAGCAGCCGGGUCUGCCUGCCCGGGUCCUAUGACUCCUGCACCGACUCCUCCUGGCAGGUGGACGACUGUCCAGAGAGCUGCUGUGAGCCCCCCUGCUGUGCCCCCAGCUGCUGCGCCCCGGCCCCACGCCUGACCCUCCUCUGCGCCCCAGGGAGCUACAAGUCCAGCAGCUCCUGCCUGGCCUUGGGCUGCCAGCAGUCUAGCUGCCAGCCCUCCUGCUGCAUAUCCUCCCCUUGCCAGCAGGCCUGCUGUGAGCCCGUCUGCUGCAGGCCCGUCUGCUGCGAGCCCGUCUGCUGCAGGCCCGUCUGCUGCGAGCCCGUCUGCUGCAGGCCCGUCUGCUGCACGCCUGUCUGCUGCAGGCCCGUGUGCUGUGAGCCUGUCUGCUGCAGGCCUGUGUGCUGUGAGCCUGUCUGCUGCAGGCCUGUGUGCUGUGAGGCCUCCCCCUGCUCAGCCCCCUCGUCCUGCUGCAGACCCUCCUCCUCCGUGUCCCUCCUCUGCCGCCCCGUGUGCCGCCCCGCCUGCUGCAUCCCCGCCUCCUCCUGCCAGCCCAGCUGCUGCCGCCCGGCCUCCUCUGUGUCCCUCCUCUGCCAGCCCGCAUGCUCCCGCCCCGCCUGCUAUGUCCCCAUCUCCACCCCAGAGCCCUGCUGCUGACCUGGCAUGUCACCUGAGGGCCAGCCAGGCUCAGGUGCCACCUGUGACUCGGUCCUCCCAGCCUCCCUCUGUCCUGACCUGGGCUGGGUGGCUGCCCUCACUCAGGACAGGUUCCCCGAUGUCUCCACUGUCCUGACCGACUGACCUCUCACUCCUGCUCCAGGAACCCCAACCUCACGUCUCCCAGGGCUCUUGCCUCCCAGGAAUCGCCUCCAGCUGCCUCUGGGUCAUCAGCCCCGCUACCCCUGCAGGUCCUCUGUCUGGGUCACUCGACUUCCAACCUUGGGUGCACUUCCUUGGGCACUGGGAUAAAUAAACUCAGUUCAUCACCUGA